Molecule: messenger RNA, 3862 nt
Organism: Saccostrea cuccullata (small rock oyster)
Lineage: Eukaryota; Metazoa; Mollusca; Bivalvia; Ostreida; Ostreidae
Biological process (GO): cell surface receptor signaling pathway; G protein-coupled receptor signaling pathway
Cellular component (GO): membrane
Molecular function (GO): G protein-coupled receptor activity
Source: RefSeq, a predicted model, not a curated record
UGAUACAUCAAUGGUCAUUAAGCUAUCAGUUAGGAUUGUAUUAUACGCAGCAAAUGAUUACAUUAUAAACGUAGAACAGUGAAUCGGAAAUCAUGGGUCUUCAUGAUAGGAAUGUUCAAACAAGAAUUCUUUAUCCAUCAUCAAGUGUCAAAGCAUUCUGGUUGGUCAAAAUUGUCUUCUAUUUGUCGAUGUCUACUAUAACUACCGAGAAAGAUGAUAAAGACUGGAAGAAUCUAAUGAAUCAAUAUUCCUCAAUUUGUGGCAGAGACGCCAUUUGUGAUCAAUCUUUGAUAGGCACCACCACCAACAGGACAAGCAACGUUUCCUGUCCAAGUUGUAGCUGCAAUAGAUUAUGUCAGAUUCAUGGUAACUGUUGCCUUGAUAUAUCGUUCAAUACAUGCGUGCAAACCUCGUUCGGUUCUGAAGGGAAACAAAAAUUUUAUUUUAUAAAAAAUGACUGCCUCCCAAGUGCCGAUAAACAACUUGUAAGGAUUCAAGAAGCAAACGAGAAUAAGAAUUUACUUCGAAGAAACCCUGUUACCUCAAAAUCAACUAAUAUGUCAUACAGGAAUGCUUACUGUGCUCAAUGUAAUAAUGACUCUAUUUUUGUUCCUUGGGAUAUUGAAACAAAUUGCCCCAUUAGUGAAAACGUGUUUUCCACCAUUGACGAUGUGUGGGAUUAUUUUCAAUCUAAGCAUUGCUCUUUAAGUUUCAUCCCUUCAGAUGACAUUCGCCAGAAAUUAGAAGUCCCUAAAGUAUGUGAUUGGAAUAAACAUCGUAUCGGUGAGUGCAAUGCCACGGGAAAGCUAUCUUCAUUUGAUUCGACAGUUGAAACUGCUUGCAAGACAAACUAUCAUCCUUUUGGCUUGUUUCAAAAUCCCUUUUGCCUGUUGUGUAACAUUGGAGAUGGCUUGUUUGAACCACCAAUAUCAACUUGCAAUGUCACGGGGCAGAUUGAUUAUAUACCUCAACAUUUAUAUGAUGCAUGCAUGAACGAUACUGUAGAAGCAUUACAAUAUCCAUAUAAAAACAAAUAUUGUGAAGAAUGUAAUUUAGUCAAAACAGGAAGAACCGAUAUAAAAUUGCAAGACGCCAUAUUGUUUAUUUAUAUUUACAACAGACCAGAAAAAACAAACAAGAAUGGUCAAUUUAUUCCUGGAAAAGUGUCUUAUGUAUCUGAGUUUAGUGUAAGUAACGUAAAUUUUUCCUAUGAAUCCUCGAUAUCAAUCCAUUUAAAUACCAAAGGACGUUUUCCGCAAGCAAAUGCUGAAGAUUUCGGCUGGUUUCUAAAGAGGAAAUGGUGUCGAAGAGCCAAGUCCCGUAUUGAUGCCGAUGCAGAGUAUUCAGAUGACAAAUAUUCAUAUCGUCCUUGUUCAUGUUCUGCCGAGUGCAACAAUACCAGCAGCUGUUGUGAAGAUCCAAAGUAUGAGCUCAUUAUGAAGCAAGUGAACAAAUGGUCAUGUGUGGAUGUAUCGUACCCUCGGACACUUGAUUUAUACCAAAAUUCUUAUUUUAUGAUAAGUAAAUGCUCGGAGGCUUACAAUGACACUGAAAUCAAGAAUCUUUGUGAAAAAGACAACAAACAUUAUCUUAGCCUUAUACCAAUCACGGAUAAAAAUACAUCGGUUACGUACAAAAAUUAUUUUUGUUUUCUUUGUGUUGUACCGGAUAGCGACAAUAUUCAAAACCACACCUACCUCGUGCCAUGGACUAUUUCCUUGGCAUGUCCUGAAAUUUGGAAUUUUAAACGUGAAGCCAGCUUGGAACUUAUCAUACAAAACGUUGACUCUAGGAAUUGUCAGCUAAAUUUUCGGCCAUCCCUUUCUUUUCCACCCGGUUGUGUCUUUUCUGUAGCUGGAAGUCUGUACUGUUCACUAUGUGAUCAAGCAAGAAAGACUAUAAGUGGAGGACGUGAAUUUACUAUUAAUUAUCGUACGAUAUUCUCGUUAUUUGAAAACACAGAUGAAAUAGGCUUAGAAAACCCUAAAGAUCCUAACGCAAAAUGCCAAGAUAAUGAAUUUUUUGACAUUUUCAAGGGAAAAUGUCGACAACUUUCCUGUUUCCCUGGGAAAACCCUUGUGAAUGGGAAAUGUUAUCCAUUGAUUUCAUUCCAAUCUCCUUUAGUUUACAACAUAGCCUUUAAAGCAGUUCUUCAAGUACACCAAGGCUACAUGCAGAUGAAUCUUGACCAAUUAAUUCAAACAAUGAUUUCCUUCUUGAUAGAGGAUCUUCACAAUGGUACCGAUCUAAGUGUUAAUAUUUUGGAAUAUCGACAGCGCUACAAAAGAAUGUGUGAAGAUACAAUAACGGUGUUUGAUUCAAAUCCACUUGAGUUAAGCAUUUUUAUCAAAAUAAUCAUACAAAGCAAAAAUAAUGUGAAAGAUCAAAAUGAAAUCGAACAUAGUCUUAAUAACGCUUGUACGAAGACUGGAUCUUUCCAGAAUUUUUCAAUGGAAUUUUCAGAGGAUGUGAAGGCGUGGUUUCUACCAAUCCAAAAGAACACAUUACCGUCCCUUCAAUUAUGUGAUACACACUAUCUGUCUCUUCGACAAUACAGCAAUAACCCAGGUAUUGAUAUCACCAAGCUGUUGUUUUGUCCGCAACUGUCAUUAUCAACCGAAGAGUUUCAGAUUUCACAUGAUGGACUUCAGGUACAUGUAUCUUCUCUGAACCGGACAUUCUUUUAUAAUGAAUUCUCCAGAGGUGAAAACAAUACGGUUCGGAUAUGUGCCACUGACUAUACAUCUACGAUACAAUCUAAUCAAACUCAGUCAGGAUCUGGGGAAAAUUCAGAACAUUUCUUCCUUGAAGUAUUGACAAUUCUAACAACAUGCAUAUCCAUUGUUUCUCUGAUUAUUACUUUCAUUGUCUAUUCCAUUCUCAAAAAGCUUCGCACCAUCCCAGGUCAAAAUUUGAUGUGUUUUGUAGCAUCACUGUUCUUUGCUCAACUAUUUUUACUCCUUAAAGGUGUGUUCGAAGAUAACAAGAUAGCAUGUAACGUGGUUGGGAUAUUCAUUUACUACUUUUGGCUUUCUACAUUUACUUGUGCGAGUGUUUGUUCUUUCCAUAUGUUUCGUGUGUUUGUGUGUGAUGCUCGAUUUUAUGACAAAAACCCUUGUAAUCAUACCAUCAUAUUAUACUCGAUUUAUGCAUUCCUGGUUCCUGUUUUAAGUAUUUGCCUAACUAUUGGAAUUCAUAUGGCUCUCUCGCAAUCUUCUCUGACAGGGUUUGGGGGAAGUUCUUGUUUUAUUGACGACAAGGACACUCAACUGUACAGCUUUAUUCUUCCUAUCUCUAUUAUUUGCUUCAUAAACUUUAUUUUGUUUUCUAUAACGUUUUAUAAAAUCCACAGUGCUCCUACAAUUGAAAAUACCCAAUGUCGAAACGAUCUUAGAAUUUAUUUUAAGCUUUUUCUUCUGACUGGUACAGCUUGGGUUUUUCAGAUCAUAGAUGGACUGUUCCCCGUAUCACCCUUUUCAUACCUAGUAACAGUUAUAAAUGGGUCACAGGGGGUGUAUAUUAUGAUUUCCUUUAUCUUUACUCAUCGCGUCAAACUCAUGUUUGUGGAGAUGGGUUGGUUUGACAAAUUGGGUCUUCGAAAAGGAAAGAAAUCUCAGAGCAGUGGGGAGACAAAACUAACCCAUAGAAGUGCAGCACCUUCAGAAUUUGUUAGAAUAUUUCAACCAUGUACUACUUAAACAUUUAUAUUUGAAAAUAAUAAUAUCACCGACAUAUCAGAGUCUAUAUGUAAAAGGGUUCUCAAAACAUUCAUGGACAGAGUCAUAGACUUUAGACUCUUUGUGUCACAUCAAAUAAAAUGUAAAAUUUAUUUAACAUUAUAUUUUUCUUUCCACAGAAUAAA